Messenger RNA from Tetranychus urticae (two-spotted spider mite), 3316 nucleotides. RefSeq names its product WD repeat-containing protein 44. Gene Ontology annotation, molecular function: protein binding. NCBI's taxonomy places the organism in Eukaryota, Metazoa, Arthropoda, Arachnida, Trombidiformes, Tetranychidae. The record is from RefSeq and is a predicted model, not a curated record.
AACUGGAGCAUCUCUGAAAAUCAGUUGUUGGUUGUUAUUCUCAAUAUUUUUCUUCAUUUGAUUUUAGUGAAACAAUUGUGUUGUGUUAUUAAUCUUUAUAUUUUGUCUUGUUUUUACAGUACUCACUAUGGAUUCUUCUAGUGACUCAUCGGAUGAGAAGUUUUUCGAUGCACCAACAGCUGAUGAUUGGGAUAUUGAAACAUCUUCUGGUCUUGCUGAGAGUAAUGAUAAUUGUAGUGAUUUACAACAGCAACAGCUUAGUCAGAAGCAAACAAAUCAAGAUCCAAUAGAUGAGGAGACUAAGAUUCUUGAGCAGAUUACUUUGCUUAACAAGGACACGGGUGAAUGCCGACCAUUAAGUGAGGCUGAUGAUAUCUUGCCUAAAUGUAUUAAUCCUCUUAACCCUCAUCUUUCUAAGCUUGCAAAUGAUUACCAGAGUGAUGAAGAUGAGCCUCAGCCGCAGACAAGUGAAGGGACUACGACGGAAGAAGGUUAUGAAUCUUGGUCAACUUUAAAGACAAGUGCAUUCAAAAAUGGUGUGAAAAAAUUAGGUAAAUUUGGCCAUGGGUUUAUAAAAGGUGUCAAAGGCGUUCGAGGAGGCAGUGGAUGGAACAGUGGUGAUACUGAAGGGAAGGGUUCUGGGACUAGUGGUGAUAAUAAAUAUAACAGGGACUCAGUGUCAAUCGAUCCACGAAUUUUGAAUCUUGACCCUCAUGAUCUAUUGUAUCCAACAAUCAAGUUGAAAACUAAUAGGAAAAAGGAUGCUGCUGAUUUUGAAGGUUUAAGAUUAAUUCAAGAAUUGAAUGACUGUAGAGGUGCAAUCUGGUGUAUGAAAUGGAGCUCUUGUGGUCAAUUAUUAGCUGUUGCUGGUCAAGAUCAACUUUUAAGAGUUUAUUGCAGCCAUAAAUCGUGGAAAUAUUUUACUCAAGCUAGAAGCAAAGCCUCAAGUCAACAAAUUUCACUUAAUUCGACCAAAGAAAGAUCUAUGAAUAACUCAAGAAAUAAUAGUACAAACAGUAGUAGCUCAGAGAAUGUUCAAAAUCUUAGCACGCACACCUCUAAUGAAUCAAAAUCAACUACUCGAAACAAUUUACCGCAAGAAGACAAUAGUUUAUCUGAAGAGGAACCUUUACUGUUAUUUAGUGCUUAUCGUGGUCACACUGCUGAUGUUCUCGAUAUAUCUUGGUCGAAAAAUAAUUUUCUCCUAUCCUCAUCCAUGGAUAAAACUGUCAAACUUUGGCAUAUUACUAGGGUUGAAUGUUUGUGUACGUUUUGUCAUAAGGACUUCGUCACCACCAUCAAUUUUCACCCUCGAGACGAUCGUUAUUUUCUCAGCGGAUCACUUGAUGGAAUACUUCGUCUUUGGAAUAUCCCAGAUAAAAAGUUAACCCUUUUUAACGAAGUUAUGGCUCCUACUGCAUCGAGUCAAAAAUCUAACAAAUCAAAUCAAGAAACAACACCACCCCACGGCCUAAUAACGGCAUCAGCUUUUGUUGAGAAUGGAAAGUUUGCUGUUAUUGGUACAUAUGAUGGUCGAGUAAUAUUCUAUUCAAUGGAUCAACUAAAGUACUCAACACAGAUUCACGUCAGUGGAGGUAAAAAUAUGUUUAGCGCAGUGGACACAUCAGAAAGAAAAAAGAAGCGAAAUAGUAACAAAGUAACUGGAAUUGAAGGUGUGGCAGAAAGAAAGAUUUUAGUAACAACCAACGACUCUCGUAUUCGUUUGUACGAUUUACGAGAUUUGACAUUAGAGUGUAAAUACAAAGGAUGUGUCAAUUAUUCAAGUCAAAUAAGAGCCUCAGUCUCAUCAGAUAAUAAAUAUAUUGUUUGUGGUAGUGAAAAUUCUUCCUUCUACAUUUGGAGAACCCGUGAGGAGACAACAAGUGGACAACGAAGAGACAGGAAUGCUCAAUGGGAAUGUGUACGAAUUUUACCACCAAGUAAUCAAGCUCAACAGGUUGGGUUAUCAUCAAAUAGUGCUGGAUCUGGUCAACCAACGAAAAAUCAACCAGCCAUUGUUACAUCAGCAACAUUCGCUCCAAAUCCAUCGUAUCUUGAUGACAAGGCUAAAUAUGUUAUUGCUAUUGCCGAUUUCAGUGGAAGUAUAAAACUGUUUUCUCGAUGAAGACAAGCAAGCGUCAUAAAACACGUCUAAAAAGACAAAUUGACAUUUCAAAGACAGGCGAGAAAAACUGAGAUGGUUCGACUUGAAGAAAUCAAUCAAAGAAAUCAAGACUUCAAAAAUUAAUCAGAUCAAUGAUCAAGAGUCACCAUUAUUAGCACUCUUCCGUCUUUCACACCAUGAAAUCAUGAGAAACGACUCCACCAAUUACAGUAACAGAAGGAUUUUGUGAUUACUUUAAACAUUUACCUUCUUUUUAUCUUUCCUUCACUAGCCUAUUCUUUGUAUCACAACAGUCAAUCUAAUUCUUAUUCAUUUAUCAUUCAUCUUUAUCCAUUUAUAAAAACAUUUUUUAGAUUAUUCUUAAUCAGAUGGAAAAGACUAAGAAACAGGAGAAAAAAAAGAUUCGAGUAACAAUAUACAUCAGCACUAAAUGUUGUUUUCUGACCAAUAUUUUUUUAGAUUCCCAAACCUCCCAACUCAAAGAUGAAGAUGAGAAAAAUUGUUAUCAUUUGAAACCCUUCCUCUUCAGUUUUUGCAAUUCUUUUACCUUUAAUACUGUCUUGUUGUAAAACAAAAUUUCUUUUCAGAAAUGGAUCCAUCAACACUCAUCACCAUGAAAACGCAAAGUGAAAGAAGCACCAAUCAUCAAUCAACUCUUUCCAUUCACCAUUUGACAAGAGAUGUUCUCAUAAAGACAAAGUGAUCUACAAAAAAUGUGACGGAUUCGCAUCAAUUGUGUUUAAACAUAUACACAUAUUUGUUUCCUUUUGGUCACAGUCAAAAUUUGUUUCUUUUAAUGAAAACAAAACAAUAUCUUCCAAUGUUAAUUUGUCCUCUCAACUCUUGCUCAGGUCUGGUCAACAAGUCAACAAUUGUUUUUUGGCUAUUUCCAAUAAUUUUCAAUCCAUCAAAAAAUCACAGCAAAAAAUUAUCUUCUAUUUAUAUUUGUAGAUUAUAUUAUUACUGCAAACCUUUUCUUCAUUGUCAGUAAUCCUCCAAGAUAAUCGUUUACACCUAAAAAUCAUCAAAAAUAUAAAUACUUUAUAUUAACUAAAUGAAUCUUAUUAAUGUUAAACAUUGAACAAAAACAACCAAAUUAAUUGAAAACAUCGUCUAUCAUAUCCAUUUCAUCCAAACCCAAUAUCAAGCCGAUAAUCAACUUGAUAAAUGAAGCAUUUUCAUAAUGAAAAA